Medioppia subpectinata is the source of this 744-nucleotide messenger RNA. Lineage: Eukaryota; Metazoa; Arthropoda; Arachnida; Sarcoptiformes; Oppiidae. The record is from the annotation of a GenBank genome assembly.
GUAUCCUUUCGGGACACGUGGACGGCAUUACAUAUAUCGACUCUAAGAAUGAUGGCCGACAUCUUAUUACCAAUAGUAAGGAUCAGACAAUCAAACUCUGGGAUAUGAGAUGUUUUUCGCCACAAAUUGGUUCUGAGGCCACACGAAGAGCUGUUUCCAAACAGAAUUGGGACUAUCGAUGGCAGGCUAUCCCCAGAAAAUUAUUGACGAACCGAAAGAAGAUUGAAGGCGACACUUCCCUUAUGACAUAUAUGGGCCAUUCUGUUCUUCAAACUCUUAUUCGGUGUCACUUCUCUCCCGAAUGGAGUACUGGUCAGCGGUAUAUAUAUACGGGCUGUUCGUCUGGAAAGGUAGUCAUAUACGAUGUGUUGACGGGAAAAAUUGUCAAAACUCUGAGCGGACAUAAAGGCUGUGUCAGAGAUGUCUCCUUCCAUCCGUACGAUAUGACACUCAUGUCUUCGAGCUGGGACGGGACUAUAAUCAAGUGGUUUUACGCGGACGAUAACGAUAGCGAAACGGACACCGACUCCGAGUUCUGUCUGUCGACUGGUUUGAGGCGAUCCAAGAGAUUGGCUGAAAAGAGGAGAAAAACUCAAGAAUAAUGAGUUGUUUGUUAUCUUCUAAAUUCUAUACUUUUUUGGUAAUUGUUUUAGUAAUAAUCAAAUUUUGAAAGCAAUAUUUCUUUUGUGUAAAAUAUGUAAAUCAAUGAUUAAAUUGAAAUAAAUAAACUAUUUUAUCGGAUAA